Tarenaya hassleriana is the source of this 1180-nucleotide messenger RNA. RefSeq lists its product as uncharacterized. Bases 635 to 961 code for a protein of 108 amino acids. The record is from RefSeq and is a predicted model, not a curated record. NCBI's taxonomy places the organism in Eukaryota, Viridiplantae, Streptophyta, Magnoliopsida, Brassicales, Cleomaceae. The transcript has 7 exons.
AAGAAAAGAUCUUGUUGUGGGUUGCUCGAGCUUUUCUCUUCUGCUGCGGCAAUGGCGGCCGAAAAAGGCGUAAGCAGAAGCGCCAUACUUUCGAAGGUCUCCAAUGGAGACGACGAGUCUCCUAGUUUAUUCCGAUCCCCAGCUUCGGCGGCCUCUCAGGUAAACAAAUCAAAUAAAAAGUAGGCAGCCUUUGUUGUUUCGAUUUGGGACAACACUUUGAUGAUCGAGCGCGUUUCUGACGUCGAUCAAGACAGGGUUUUUUCAGUUUCCUUUAGUUUGCUUAGUUAGAUGCUUUUAAUUCCCUUUCUGGGCACUGUUUUGAUUAUCCAAAAAAUGUCGUGAAAUUGGGUGUUUUGAAUCGUCCCUUACGUUUCUCCUCUUACAAUUCCGGAUUACUCAGAAGUCUAUCAUGGCCAUCUUCUUCUUCUUCUUCAUUUCACCUUUAAUUCAACGCUGAUGUUUUCUUCUUCAAAAGCAUUGAAGGUAACACCCAUGGAGAUGGUAAAAGGGAUCCAAAGAUCAUGGGAUAUUAUGAUGAACUUAUUGUCCUAAUAAUAGAGAACACAAGAAUGAACUUACAGAUUCUCUUGCUCAUGCUUAUAGAAGCCUGUCCAGAAACAACGGCUGUACUGGUAUGGAAAUCAUGGAAUAUACAUUUGGGGCGAUUCUUGGAUCAUUGCUAAGACAAGGGCUGAAUGUUAUCAUUAUCUUUUCGAUGCCCCCAUCAAGCUUCAUCAACUGGGUCUUGAUUAUUCCACGGCCCGAACAUGGGCACAUAUGGAGAAAUGGGUUCGAGGGCGUUGAACUGAAAGAUGGCAUUCUUCAGGAAUCAAGGUUCUCUUCGGGAACACAAACUAUGGAGAUCUGCGGAAGUAUCUAUCUGGUUUUUUCGACACUACAGCCCGGAACAAGAAAGAAAAUCGUCGGAGUUAGAAAGAAAUCGCUGGAUCACUUGGAGUAAACAAACACUUCAUUUCACCAAAAAAAAAAACCCAAUGAAUCUUCACAAAAUCCAAAUCUUUGUACUUCACAACCCCUGCAUGAUUGUAUAACCAACCGACCAGCCUCAUGAACAAAACUGAUGAAAGUUUCAAACUUGAUAACUCUUUGAGCUGAAAGAUAAGAACUUUAAUUCACCCAUUACACAUUUUGGCAAAUUUAUAUUGAAACAGUUUCUUCG